AUGAUAUUGGAACACAUCACUCGCAAAGGACUGGAAGCGAUAUCACCACUCAGUGCACGCGAUGAUAACGAACACAUCACUCGCAAAGGACUGGAAGCGAUAUCACCACUCAGUGCACGCGAUGAUAACGUCCCGCAACUGUUUGUCGAGAACUUACUGCAAGUCCACAAACAGCACUUGAAUCUAAUCAAAGAGGUCUUCAACGGCGACCAGUCAUUCAUCGGUGCCUUAGAUAAGGCGUGCGCUGCCGUUAUUAACCAUAGGCUGAGCCUUAAGCUUCCCUGUCGUUCACCGGAACUGUUGGCCCGUUAUUGCGAUGGUUUGCUUAAAAAGAGUGUCAAAGGCAAUAAUGAGUCGGAAAUUGAUGACAAACUGAGCGCUUGUAUCACAAUAUUUAAGUACAUCGACGACAAAGACGUGUUUCAGAAGUUUUACGCCAAAAUGCUGGCCAAACGACUCAUACACUCGCAGUCGGUGUCGAUGGACGCCGAAGAAGCGAUGAUCAACAAACUGAAACAGGCCUGUGGUUACGAAUUCACGUCCAAAUUGCACCGUAUGUUCACUGAUAUCAAAGUUAGCGACGACUUAAAUAACAAUUUCAACGACUAUUUGCGCCAAAAUACGCUGGAAUUAGGCAUAAAUUUCAACAUAUAUGUGUUACAGGCGGGCGCCUGGCCUCUGAACCAGUCGGCGCUCUCGACGUUCGCUAUCCCACUGCCCCUCGAGAAGAGUGUGUCGGCCUUCGAGAAGUUCUAUGCGUCGAAAUUCAAUGGGCGUAAACUGACCUGGCUACACCACCUCUGCCAAACUGAACUCAAGUUCGGGUUCACUCGGCGGACAUACUCUGUGGUGAUGGGCACCUAUCAUAUGGCUAUCCUAUUGCUGUUCGAGUCGUCCGAUUCCCUCCAUUACAUGGAAUUACAGGAAAACACGAAACUAACGGACGAACAAUUGCAAAGACAUUUGCAGUCAUUAGUCGACCACAAGAUUCUGUUAGUCGACGGCAGCCAUAAGUCCAAUGAGUCGGCCGACGAGGAAUCCAAUACUCAGUCGUCGAGCGCGUCGUCCACAUCUCAGUCGACGUCCCAAUCGGUCGAUACGAUCUAUACAUUGAAUUUGAAUUAUAGUAACAAACGAAUGAAAUUCAAGAUAACAGCCGUUCAGCAGAAGGAAGUGCAACAGGUUUUGCAACAAGAAGUGGAACAAACGCACGCAUCGGUCGAUGAGGACCGCAAGCUAUACCUUCAGGCGGCUAUCGUUCGCAUCAUGAAAGACAGGAAAGUCUUAAAACACAACCAAUUGAUAGAACAAGUGAUAAAUCAGUCGAAGAAUCGGUUCACACCUUCCGUUCAGAUGAUUAAGAAGUGUAUCGAAGCUCUGAUGGAAAAACAGUAUUUAGAGAGAAAUACCAGUAAUACAGACGAGUACUCGUAUAUCGCCUGAGUUUUCAAGUUAUAGUCUAUUAAUCCUUUCUAUUAUAC
Messenger RNA from Oppiella nova, 1481 nucleotides. The record is from the annotation of a GenBank genome assembly. NCBI's taxonomy places the organism in Eukaryota, Metazoa, Arthropoda, Arachnida, Sarcoptiformes, Oppiidae.